This is a messenger RNA of Psammomys obesus (fat sand rat), 3762 nucleotides long. RefSeq names its product cilia and flagella associated protein 276 (gene Cfap276). The transcript is spliced from 6 exons. NCBI's taxonomy places the organism in Eukaryota, Metazoa, Chordata, Mammalia, Rodentia, Muridae. Bases 424 to 933 code for a protein of 169 amino acids. The record is from RefSeq and is a predicted model, not a curated record.
AUCUCUCAUCUUGCAUCAUGUGAAACGUUAAAGGGAAGACAGCCGUCAUCGCCACCUUCCACUCCUUAGAGUGACCCCAGCACUAACUGCAAUAAAGCUACCUGCAUCCUCCCACCCCGCCAAAUCCAUCAAUGUUUUUACAGCCGGCUCAAUGAGCAACCCUGACGUCUGCGUAGUUAAACAGCAAAAGGAUAAUUUUCCAAGCAGGACGCCAGCCUCCUCCCAAGGAACCUUCUGAGUUGAACCGCCAGGUGGCGCAUCUCUCGAAGGGAAUACCUCUCAGUCAUAAACGGAGGGGUAGUUGCCGGGCAACUGAAAACUGGGCGUUCCAAACACUUGGGACCAGGUACCCUCAGCGAGCCAGGUCCUGCUGCGGCCGCGUUGAUCUCCAGGGAAUAAACGUGUGUCCCUGGGUCUUUAAGCAUGCCUCACACUCAAGAAUCUUUCUCGCACGCUGUGAUAAGUGAUGAAGACAACAACUUGGGAAAUCCGCGGACCGCUAAGAAAUUGCUGAAUAAGAACCCAGCUCACCUUGCUCAGCAUCAGGAACCCUGGACCCGGCUCAACGCAAAAGCCACGAUCACCUCCAAGAGGCGAGAAGCCUACUUUUUUGAUCCUAAGAUACCAAAGGAUGAUCUGGAUUUCCGCUUAGCAGCCUUGUAUGACCACCACACCGGGAUAUUCAAGAACAAAACUGAGAUAUUGUUGCAACAGGAGACUACUGAGGAUAUCCGUAAGAAGCAGAUGCAGUUUCCUGGAGAAUCUCUCCAGGCUCCUCCAGCACCCAUUACUUCCCGGGCUAACAUCAGGCACUGGAUUAGCCCUAAGAAAGAGUCCAUCCAUAGCAUCCAGGGAUCCAUAGUGUCUCCUCAUACUGCAGCCACCAAUGGAGGUUACUCCCGAAAAACGGAUGGUGGCUUCUUCUCCACCUAGUGGUGACAAACCAGGCCAGUUUCAUCAUAGUGGAACAUCUUGCCUCCCAUCUUCAGUAAAUAGGUUUGUUCAAGAUGAAGCCUGAAGUGUCUGUUGCCCGUGGCACUUUUGACCACUCUUAAACUAAUGAAAAUCCCCCGAUUCUAGAAACUACUUCUGUUGGGUAAAAUUGCACCUUGGAAAGUCAUUUUGGCAGAAGUAAGGAUUUAGGACAGGACAACACUGGUUUGGAUGGGAUGCAUCGGCACUAAAGGUCAGGGAAACAGGAAAUAGACAUAGCCCGUUCUUUUAAUCAGCAGGUUAUCACUAUGAUACUAAGAACUCCAAGAUGCUAACUGUGAAGGUCACAUGAACAGAUUUUAGACCUCUAGAGUUUGGUCAUCUGCUUUUCUGUGAGAGCUCCAUUUCCCUGGCCCUGUUCCUUGCCAUUGCUCAGUCUCUGACUCUGCCACCACCUGGAGUCAACUCUCUUUUCUGUGUUAAUUUUGCCUGUGGCACAUAGCUCCAACCCUCACAAGCAUCAAUUCCAAAACUUGAUGUUUGGAUUUCAAGGUUCCAAAAAAUUGGACGCCUUAACAUGAUUGCUGAUCUUACAAGUCAUGGUGCUGAGGAGGUGGCUCAGCAGAUGAAGCGCAAGCACGAGAGCCUGAGGUUUGGAUCCCCAGAACAUCUGGGGGCAGGGAUGAGGGCGAGAAAGGCAAUCCCGGGGGCUUGCUGGCCGGCCAGUCUAUCAGAAUCGACUGAGUUCCAGGUUCUAUGAGAGAUCCUGUCUCAAACAAUCAAAUAACAAGGCAGACAGAGAGAGAGGAAAAUACCCAGCUUUAACCUCCGGCCUGCACAGGUGUGUAAGCAGGGGCAUGGGAAUCGGCACAAACAUGCACAAAAAAAUUUUUUUUAAUUGAAAAAAAGUACCUAUCACUAAAAGAAUCUGUUGUCACAAAAAAGUUUGGGCAAAAAUGGCCCAAUGACCUUUUGAAUACUGCACUAUAAGGUAUGUGUAGUGGUACAGACUUAUAAUUCCAGCCCUCAGCAGGUAGAGACAGAAGAAUUGUAGAAAGUCCCAUGUCUAAUUAAGUCUGACAGCAUUUCGUCAUUUAUAAGUCAGAUACAAAGGGAGUUGUUUUCCCAGGAACUGCCAUAUUCCCUUUAUAUUAAAAUCUUCCAGGGGCUGGAGAGAUGGCUCAGUGGUUAAGAGCGCUGUCCGUUCUUCCAAAGGACCUUGGGUUCAAUUCCCAGCACCUACAUGGCAGCUCAUAACUGUCUCUACCACCAAUUCCGAGGGGUCUGACACCUUCAACAUAAAAUGAAAAUUAAAUAAAUUACAAAAAAAUGUUUAAAAAUAUUCUAAAAAAAAACCUUCAGUUUCCUCAGUUAGCAUCUGCUGCCAUGUGGCAAUAUGAAGUUUCCACACUGGGAAGCUGAGACAGGAAUAUCAGGAAUUCAGGAUUGAUUGUCCUUGGCUAUAUAAUGAGUUCAACGUCAGCCUGAGAGCACUCAUUCUGAAAAUUUGAACAAGAAGGAAUUCUCACAAUUUCAUUUCUCAGGGCAGCAUUAGCCUGAUCCAAAACUAAAGAUAAAGAUACACAUACUCUUACACACACACACACACACUGACUCAUGCUCUCACACACAUAUGCAUAUGCUCACACAUUCACACUCACAUUUAUGCACACUUAAAUACAUAUUACACACAUAUAAGCACCCUCUCACGUGCACACAUCUUUUUUUAAAAAAGGAAAACUUAAAGACCUAUAUCUGUAAUGAACAUUAUGGUGGUUUGAAUAAGAAUAGGUUGGGGUUAAAAGGUAUGCACCACCUCUUCCGGCUAGGCUCCCAUAUUUGACUGUUUCCCAACUGGUGGACUGUUCUGUAGGGAUUAGGAGGUGUGGCCUUGUUGAAGGAGUUGCGUCCCUAGGCGUGGGCUUUGAGGUUUCAGAAGUCCACACCAUGACUGCUGCCAUGUCCCCUGCUGUGAUGGUCAUGGACUAAUCCUCGGAAACUGUAAGCAAUGUUCCAAUUAAAUGUUUUCUUUAAAAAGUUGCCUUGGGCUGGAUAGCUAGCUCAGAGGUUGAGAGCACUGUCUGCUCCUCCAGAGGUCAUGAGUUCAAUUCUCAGCAACCACAUGGUGUCUCAGACCAUCUGAAUAGGCAUCUGAUGCCCUCUUCUGCCAUGCAGGUAGAACAUUCAAAUAUAUAAAAUAAACAAAUAAAUAAAAAGUUGCCUUGGAUUGCUGGGCAUGGUGGCUUAUGCCUUCAAUCCCAGCACUCAGGAGGCAGAGGCAGGUGAAUCUCUAUGAGUUCCUAUCCUGGUCUACAAAGUGAGUCCAGGACAGCCAGGGCUAUUGCACAGAGAAACCCUGUCUUGAAAAGCCAAAGAAAAAGAAAAAGAAAAAGAAAAAGUCGCCUUGGUUAUGAUGUCUUUUCAAAGCAAUAAAACAGUAAUUAAGACAAAUUUAAAUGCAAAAACUCAAGGUACUAACCAUACAAUGGCACAUUAAAAGGAUUACUUACUGUGAUCAAAUAAGUUUAAUAUGUAUGAUAGUUUAAUAUGUAAAAAUCAACAAACGUGUCAACAGACUGAAAGAUAAAACCCAUAUGAUCAUCUCAGCAGAUGGAAAAAAAGCAUUUGAUAAAAUUCAACAUUCCAGGCUGGAGAGAUGGCUCAGAGGCUAAGAGCACUGAUUGCUCUUCCAGAGGACCCAAAUUCAAUUCCCAGCAACCACAUGGUGGCUCACAACCGUCUAUAUUGUGAUCUGAUGCCCUCUUUUGGCAUGCAGGUGUACAUGCAAAUAGAGAUUCGUGUAUAUAUAUAAUAAAUCUUUUUUAAAAG